CUUCCGUGGCCUUCUGACCUUUCCCGUCCGAGGAAUUGGCCAGCAUCGUUUGUCUGAAUCCGAUACUUCAAUUGGCUCCGUCGCCGUCACACAAAAUUCAUGACCCCCCACGUCUCCAGGAAUGGAUUGGAGCAGCUAGCGCCUCUGGGCAAGUAGAGCGGCCCGAAUCAAGAGGAAAUACCACCUCGAAUGGCAACUCUGACUCGUGUGGCUGCCGGUACUGUGUACGCUUGGACAACCACCUCAGCCUUAGCUGCUUGGCGAGAUCUUGGCUCGAGGAGAUUGGAAGCUUUUUCGCGGGGAAUCUCGGCGUGCACUCUGGGGAUUCGUGAAAUAGAUCUCAAAUUCCCAAUGCAUCAGGUGGACCCGACACCUUACUCCCUCAUGCGGAGGGCGCCACGGAUAAGAGUGAAAUUAUUGCCAUUAUGUAUAAAAGGGCGCCGGCAAAGGCGUAAUCCUGAUGUCGCUUCACGUCCGAGGAGCAUCAUUCCCUCCUACGUAUAUUACAGCAAAUUCUUAAUUUUUUUAUUUUUUUUUUAUUAUUCCCUUUCGUUUCUGGCUUUCUCCUUCGUUGAGCAUCUCACAACAACAUGAACACCAGUAACGAACCAGCGGAACCUGUCCCCACGGGCAUUAUCGCGACUGCGAAACAGGCCUGGGGGGAUCUGUUCAAGUGGAAGCAACGAGUCGUUGUGACCAACGAGUACGGCGAGACGCGAACUGAAUGGCAAGACCCGGAUCCCAUCAAGAACCCCAUUAGCCUGUUUGCACAGCUCAGCGCCAGAGACUGGCUGUUCUUCCUCGUUGGCCUGGUCGCUUGGACUGCGGAUGCUUUCGACUUUCAUGCGCUGUCUAUUCAACAAGUAAAACUGUCUAAAUAUUACCAUCGCACCAAAACCGAUAUUUCAACAGCAAUUACACUGACGCUUCUCCUGCGAAGCGUUGGGGCCGCUCUUUUCGGUCUGGCUGGUGAUCGGUUCGGCCGUAAAUGGCCGAUGGUGGUGAACAUGAUUGUGUUGGGAGUGUUACAGAUUGCGACCAUCUACAGUCAAACCUUCCAGCAAUUCCUCGCCGUGCGCAGUCUGUUUGGUCUUUUCAUGGGCGGUGUGUAUGGAAACGCCAUCGCCAUGGCUCUAGAGCAUUGUCCUGUCAACGCCCGUGGUCUGAUGUCGGGUAUCCUUCAACAGGGAUAUUCCCUGGGUUAUGUUUUCGCCGCGUGUGCCAAUCUCGGAGUCGGCGGAGGGACCGACAGCUGGAAGACCGUAUUCUGGAUUGCAGCUGGUAUCUCAAUUGGUGUCGGCCUGAUCCGAAUCGCUUUCCCUGAGUCUAAGCAGUUCCUCGAAGCUAAGAAGGCCGGCAAGAAAUCCAAAAGUGCAGGGGCAUUUUGGCAGGAAACAAAGGUUAUGCUCGGCCAGGAGUGGAAAAUGUGCAUCUACGCGAUUAUUCUCAUGACUUGGUUCAACUAUUAUUCCCACACCUCACAAGACUCCUACACCACGUUCAUGUUGACACAGAAGGGCAUGGAGAAUUCCGGCGCUUCCCGUGCUUCCAUCCUCAUGAAGACUGGCGCUUGCGUUGGUGGCACCAUUAUCGGAUACCUGUCCCAGUUCUUCGGUCGCCGUCGAGCUAUUAUUGUCUCCGCAUUCAUUUCUGGUGUUCUGAUUCCAGCCUGGAUCCUUCCUGAGGGCGAACGGUCCUUGAGCGCCUCCGGAUUCUUCAUGCAAUUCUUCGUCCAGGGUGCUUGGGGUGUUAUCCCGAUUCAUCUGAAUGAGCUUUCCCCACCGGCCUUCCGGUCAUCCUUCCCAGGUAUUACGUAUCAACUUGGCAACAUGAUCUCGUCCCCUUCUGCACAGAUUGUCAACGCCAUCGCGGAGAAGACCUUUAUCACUGGCACAACCGGGAAGCCUGCCCCGGCGUAUGGGCCAACCAUGGGCGUGGCCACGGCUAUCAUCGCGACCGGAAUCAUAGUGACCACUGCGUUUGGCCCGGAGAAGCGUGGUCGUAGAUUCGAGACCGCCGUUGCCGGUGUGGAAGAGGGCGGGCCCCAGAAGGACCUUGACGUUGAGAAGGGCCAUGAGCUAGAGCAAAAGGCUACGGAAGAGAGGGUUGAGAAGAUAGAAAAGAUUUAGCUUGGCACCGUAUGAUGAUGAUGAUGAUGAUGAUG
Aspergillus alliaceus is the source of this 2164-nucleotide messenger RNA. Its product is annotated as carboxylic acid transport protein. Gene Ontology annotation, molecular function: carboxylic acid transmembrane transporter activity. The record is from RefSeq and is a predicted model, not a curated record. Lineage: Eukaryota; Fungi; Ascomycota; Eurotiomycetes; Eurotiales; Aspergillaceae. Gene Ontology annotation, cellular component: plasma membrane. Gene Ontology annotation, biological process: carboxylic acid transport; transmembrane transport. The coding region runs from base 591 to 2129 and encodes 512 amino acids. The transcript is spliced from 5 exons.